Cyprinodon tularosa is the source of this 2624-nucleotide messenger RNA. RefSeq names its product caldesmon-like. Bases 86 to 1876 code for a protein of 596 amino acids. The record is from RefSeq and is a predicted model, not a curated record. NCBI's taxonomy places the organism in Eukaryota, Metazoa, Chordata, Actinopteri, Cyprinodontiformes, Cyprinodontidae. The transcript has 17 exons. Gene Ontology annotation, molecular function: myosin binding; actin binding. Gene Ontology annotation, biological process: angiogenesis; actin filament bundle assembly. Gene Ontology annotation, cellular component: actin cytoskeleton.
CCCUCCAGAUGAUCUUCAGCUGCUGAUUUCCAGCAGCAAAAAGCACUCUUGUCUGCAUCCCAGUGAGGAGAAUCCUUGGGGCAACAUGGAUGAUGACUUUGACCGCCGCAUGGAGCUAAGAAGGCAGAGGAGAGAGCAGAUGCGUCAGGAAGCAGAAAAGGGGGUUUACACUAAUGAUGACGAUGAGGAGGAGGCUCGGGAGCGAAGGAGACGUGCGAGAGAAGAAAGAAAGAAAAUGAGAGACUUGGAGGAGUCCGGAACGACGGACGUGAUCAGUAAUAACAACGUGACAGAGAGCGAAUCUUCUACGACUGUUGGUGAGGAAGCAGAGGAUGACGAGGGUUUGCAGGAGCGCCUGGCCAAGAGGGAGGAGCGCAGGCAGCAGAGGAUGAAGGAGGCUUUGGAGAGGCAGAAGGAACUCGACCCCACAAUCAUCUCCACCAAUGGAACAGACGGGAGCCUGCAGGAGCAACCCUCCAUUAAUGACGACAACAAGCAGAUGGAAGAGGAAGAGAAGCCUGUUGAGGAGAGAGUCAUCGAUACUGAAACUAACUCCUGGAGGAAGGAGGAAGAAGAAAACAAGGAGGAUGAGAAGGAGACUAAGGCGGAGACAGUAACACCUGAAGAGGAGCCUGAGGAACCUGAAGCUGAGAAGGAUACAGAGGAGGAAGCCGCUUCUGAUGAAAACAAGGAGGAAGAAGAUAGAAAGAGGAGAGAGGAGGAGGAAAGACAACACAAAGAAGAGGAAGAAAAGCUAAGGUUGGAGGAGGAGGAGAGGCAGAAAAAGGAAAUGGAGGAAAAAGCACAGAAGAAAGAAGAGGAGAAGAGGAAAAGGGAGGCAGAGGAAAAGAAGAAAAAAGAGGAGGAGGAUAAACGCAAAAAGAGAGAGGCAGAAGAGAAGAAGAAGAAGGAAGAGGCGGAGAAAUCAAAGAAACUUGGCUUUAAGGAAAAGAAUGAGCCUUCCAAGCAGAACGGAGCCAUUUUUGAGAAUAAAUUGAAGAAAACAGAAAAACCAUCAAGGGACAGUGUUCUUGCCACUAAGGCAGAAGACGAGGAGCGAAGGGAGGCCGAGCGGAAGCUGCUGGAGCUGAAACAGCGGCGAAACAAUGCUGAAAGUGAGGAGAUCGAGAAGAUGAGGCAGAAGCAGCAGGAUGCAGAGGCUGAGCUGGAGGAGUUGAAGAGGAAGAGGGAGGAGAGGAGGAAAAUCCUGGAGGAGGAGGAGAAGCAGAGGAAGAAGGAGCAAGAGGAAAAGAAAGCCAGGGAGCAGGAGGAGAGAAGGAGGAUGAGGGAAGAGAUAGAGAGAAGAAGAGCAGAGGCUGCAGAAAAGAAGAAACAAAUGGGGGAAGAAACAGCAAAACCUGAUUUCACUAUCAGUCCCAAAGGCUCCUCUAAGAUCGGGGAAAAGGCCGAAUUUUUGAGCAAGUCAGCUCAGAAAAGCCCAGCCAGAGUAUCACAUACUCCCUUUGUGCCUAAGAUUGGGAGCAAAUUGGAACAGUUUACCUCCGCCGUUCAGGGAAACAAAGAGGUAAAAUCCCCCAAGUCUCCUUUGGCUGAUAUUCCUACAGGAGGCACGCGCAACAUCAAAAGCAUGUGGGAGAAAGGCAGCGUGAGCAGCCCCCCUGAAAGCCCAGCUCCUGAAAACAAGGAAGUGACUGGCAUCAAAGGAAGUGUGACAGGACGGAAGGGAAAGCCUGCAGAAGCAGAGAAGACACCAGCUCCUGCUCCAUCUCCAGCUCCGGCUGCAAAAUCACCAGCAGCAGCUGCAAAGCCAGCAGAAACCAAACCAGGUGAAGUUGGUAAGCGGGGCAUGUGGGAAACCAAGAGAGCUUCUACACCUGCCAAGGUGGCGGUUGGAGGAAAAAGCAAGUUUAAUUAGAAAGUCUCAAACUGCUUAAAAAAACAACAACCAAUGACUUCAUGGUAAAGUUGCUUCCUGACGGAAAAGGUUUCUGCUCUCCUUCGUGCCCCUUUACCCUUCACAGCACUUCAAGCUCCCAGCACAAUGAAAACAGAGGAUCUCAGCUGCUCAUCUUCAGCAACAGCUACCCAUCUGCUCUCUGUUGAAUGAUACACCCUGUACUGCUAUAUGUUGGAUCACCUUCAACGCUAACCGAAAAGCUAAAAAGAUUACACCUGAUUUUAUUUAAAUCUGGAUCGCUAUGGCUGUUGGAUAAGACAUAUAAACAUUUAUUAAAUCGAUUAUAAUCCGCUGUAAAAGUGUUACGAUUAAAAUAUACUAUUACGAUAACUAAAAUGCAUCUGAACAAUGAUUAGUCGACAAAAAGAAUAAGUGAUUUAAGCAACCUCUAAUUGCCUACAGACCAACAGAGGGUUCCAAUAGUGCUAUAACGAUGACACAGGUUGGGUUAACUAAAUUAUUAUCUAUAAACCCAUCUUGAUAGUAAUUCUUUAGUUGUAUAUUGGAAAUAACAGAGGUAACUAUGCUAUGCAAAAUUUGGUUUGGCUCAAGUUUUUAAAUCAAGUCAGUGAGACAGUGAAGAAAAUAUUUGUUGGCUGCAUAUUUUUAAAUGAUUCAGUUUCUUUUAUGUCACAUUUCUAUGCGUUAUAUUAGUCAGUCAGUCAAAAGUAAGGAGUUAAAACUUUGAAAUUAUUUGUUUUUUAGG